CGAGCCAGCAAGGGCAAGCGCGGGGUCGCGCGGCUGCACUCCGGAGGGCCGUUAGGAGUCUCGCUCCUCGGGCAGCACGGCCCACGCCAUCCCGAGGGCGCACUCCGCCCGGUGCGGCCGUUCAGACUGGUGAUCGUGAGUCGCCAGCGUCCUGCUAGCCUUGCCGCUCCCGCCACGCCGGGCCCUCGAUGAGUAAGGCCGGGAUCCCCGUCACCCUGGUGUCAGGACUAGGGCCCAGUGGCUGCUAGCUGAGCUCGUCUGGACAAACGGAUGUGAUCUUCGUGGUGGGAAACCAAGUUUCUAAACUACCCCAAUGGAUGCAGACAGUGAUGUUGCAUUGGACAUUUUAAUUACAAAUGUAGUCUGUGUUUUUAGAACAAGAUGCCAUUUGAACUUAAGGAAGAUUGCUUUGGAGGGAGCAAAUGUAAUUUAUAAGCGUGAUGUUGGGAAAGUAUUAAUGAAGCUUAGAAAACCUAGAAUUACAGCUACAAUUUGGUCCUCAGGAAAAAUUAUUUGCACUGGAGCAACAAGUGAAGAAGAAGCUAAAUUUGGUGCCAGACGUUUAGCCCGUAGUCUGCAGAAACUAGGUUUUCAGGUAAUUUUUACAGAUUUUAAGGUUGUGAAUGUUUUGGCAGUUUGUAACAUGCCCUUUGAAAUCCGUUUGCCAGAAUUUACAAAGAACAAUAGACCUCAUGCCAGCUAUGAACCUGAACUCCAUCCCGCCGUGUGCUACCGGAUAAAGUCUCUCAGAGCUACGUUACAGAUCUUCUCGACAGGAAGUAUCACAGUGACAGGGCCCAAUGUAAAGGCUGUGGCCACUGCCGUGGAGCAGAUCUACCCAUUCGUGUUUGAAAGCAGGAAGGAGAUUUUAUAACUCAAACUUCGUUGGUUAGAGUCUCUAACUGAGCACCAUUUGAAACCUGCUGCACAUUGGACUCAAAACAAGGAAAACUGGACCAACAGUGACUGAGGACAGACACGUACUCACGGCUACAGUGUAAGCUCCAGUCCCUUUGGAUUUUACUUCAAACUUUGCUGUAAUAUAAAAAGGAAGUUUACAAGACAUGACAUUGCUGCUUUUCCAGAAGGACGUUGUAUUUAUUUCCGCAGUAAUCUCCAUGUCCCACAGCAGAGCUGUCACAGUGUGCACUACCUUACAGUUGUUUUAUUGAUGUCAUUAUUUUUCCAGUUGGAGCUAAUGUGUUUGAUUUGUGAAUAGUCUUUUACAUUUUUGUAUGCUGAAUAUGGGCACCAAAGAACCUGUAAGCGUUAUCUUUUUAAAUUGAAUGUGCACAAAUAAAAGUUUGGAAAAGAUCUCU
Molecule: messenger RNA, 1319 nt
Organism: Mastomys coucha (southern multimammate mouse)
Lineage: Eukaryota; Metazoa; Chordata; Mammalia; Rodentia; Muridae
Gene: Tbpl1
Product: TATA-box binding protein like 1
Exons: 7
Coding region: 314-874 (186 amino acids)
Biological process (GO): DNA-templated transcription initiation
Molecular function (GO): DNA binding; general transcription initiation factor activity
Source: RefSeq, a predicted model, not a curated record